AUAAGAUCAAGUUUGAUACGCGGCGGGGAUAAAUAUCAAACCGCGGGCGUAUAUAAUAGCAAUUUUCGUCCAGGUAGGCGCCAUAAGUGGUUAUUGUCGCGUGCGUACCCUAAAAUUGACCAUUAUGACGCGAGUCCUGACGCUCCUGCUGACGUACGCACUAGCAUGGGUCCACGGAGGUCACCUUUCCGGCUUGCCCGUUACCGAUAUUAAGACCGGGUUUUUCUACAGCACCGUGGAGGAACCCUUGGUGCUGUCUUACCCUCAGCUGAUAGCUGGUGCGUCUUACUACCAACAGCUAGUGCUGGUUCCUCAGCAGCUACCGGCCGGGUUGGGGAUACCUGCAGCUCCCCAGCCCGCUGCUCAUCCGGGCGAGGCGCCCUCGGCGACGAUCCCCCAGGCGCCUGGUGCGCCUCAGACGACGCCGCCGCCGAGCCCGGAGGUUGGGACUUCGGCGGACAGCGACACCGUCGCCGUCGAGGCCGCCCAAUAA
This is a messenger RNA of Cylas formicarius (sweet potato weevil), 493 nucleotides long. RefSeq lists its product as uncharacterized. Bases 125 to 493 code for a protein of 122 amino acids. NCBI's taxonomy places the organism in Eukaryota, Metazoa, Arthropoda, Insecta, Coleoptera, Brentidae. The record is from RefSeq and is a predicted model, not a curated record. The transcript is spliced from 3 exons.